Molecule: messenger RNA, 1288 nt
Organism: Aspergillus sclerotioniger CBS 115572
Lineage: Eukaryota; Fungi; Ascomycota; Eurotiomycetes; Eurotiales; Aspergillaceae
Product: endonuclease/exonuclease/phosphatase family protein
Exons: 1
Coding region: 116-1015 (299 amino acids)
Molecular function (GO): 3'-5'-RNA exonuclease activity
Source: RefSeq, a predicted model, not a curated record
CUUCAAUUGCCGGUGUUUCAAUACUUUCUGACAUUUCCAUCGCAAAUUAGAGGGAUCCAUUCCUUUUUCUGAUCAGUAAGACUGUUCGGUGAAACUAGACGAACCUCAGUCCAUCAUGAAGGUCGCGACAGAGCUUCCCCUCCGCAUCCUGACACACAACAUCCGAUAUGCAACCUCAUUUCCUUUCAAAGGCGAGCGGCCCUGGACAGACAGGGUACAGCCCCUCUUGAACGGGCUACAAUAUAACACACGUCAUUUGGAAACCUUGAUCUGCCUACAGGAAGUCUUACACAAUCAACUCGUGGACAUCCUCGCCGGACUCAAUCCCAAACAACAGGCUGACAAAGCCUGGGAGUACAUAGGUGUUGGACGAGAUGAUGGCUGCGAAGCCGGAGAAUAUGCGCCUAUUCUCUACCAACCCUCGAUCUGGCAGCUACAUCAUUGGGAGACUGUCUGGUUAUCUGAGACACCCGCUGUUCCGUCCAAGAGCUGGGACGCAGCAUCGAUUCGCAUCGUGACCGUGGGUGUCUUCACCCACCGCGCCAGUCGUCAGACGAUCCUAGCGAUGAACACUCAUCUGGACGACCAGGGCUCUCGUUCUCGGUUCGAAGCCGCUCAUAUCAUCUUGCACAAGAUGGAGGAGUACCGGACGGGGGCAGCCUUUGGGCACAUAAUCUCGGGGGUAUUCUUAGCAGGGGAUUUCAAUAGCCAAGAAGAGCAGGAGGCUUAUACUGUCCUGACGGCACCGGAGUCACCUUUAGCAGACGCAGCGAAGUUGGUGAAUCCCAGGGAGCACUACGGCAAUUACAUGACGUGGACGGGGUUUGGAUACGAAGGGCAGGAUCCGUCACGGAUUGACUACGUCCUCCUGGAGUCGACCGCAGACAAGGUUCUCAGCUAUGGUCGCCAGCCAUGGAAAGUGGAGGGGUAUGCGGUUCUGGCGAACCGAUUCGACGAUGGCGUCUUUAACUCGGACCACCGGGCGGUGGUCAUCGAUGUGAUGUUAUGCAACUAGAUCCCGUCUGCCUCCCUACCUUUGGUCAUUCCGGGGUCAUUCCAAGGUUCUGAAUGCCUUCUAAGCAUAGUACUUUGUAGGGAUCAAAGAAGCGUCGGGAUUGGAAGCCUGCGCAUAGAAUGGACGGGGGAUCAAUCCGGGUGUCUGGCCAUCUGGUAGGGUACCGCCGCCAUACGAGUCCGUACCGAUCCGAAGAUCCGGAUAAUCCACUACAAGACGACGCUGUGACGCCAAGGGCCAGCGAUGACGCUCUAGCGCCCGACCGAGUUGUCG